AUGCGCUUUUCUCAGACCACAAUUAUGUAUUAUGGACUUUUAACAUUGAUGUCAAUUGGCACUGGCAUUCUUUUCGUCAGUUGUUAUUUCGAUAAUAUCUUUCCGCUACAGUUGGUAAAAACAAAGGCAGUAGUAAUUACAGAUAAACAUGUAUACAAGAAAAUAUAUUCAAUAACAUGGAAUAAACGACCCCACGUGAUACCAACAGGUCUGCUCAAAUACAAAUUUAGGAAUUGUAAUUUCAGGAAUUGCAAGAUUAAUGUAGCAUCGAAUGAAACUUCACUUAGUAAAAGCGAUGCUGUGUUAUUUUAUCAUACUAGCCUUAAUGGUAAGGUUCCAAAUAAGUCAUUCAGUCAGAAAUGGGUAUUCAUUUCUGUUGAAUCUAAAGCAUAUACAAACAAAAACUUUAUAAAAAAAGAAUGGGACAAUAAAUUUGAUUGGGUACUCAGCUAUAGAUCAGAUGCUGAUAUAUAUUUUCCGUAUGGACUACUGGCAAGAACAAAAAUACAAUCUGAAAAAAACUACACACAAAUUUUCCUUCAAAAGAUAAAAAAUGUUGCUUGGGUAGUAAGCAAUUGUAAAGCUGUAUCAAAGAGGAACACAUAUGUUAAGAAGAUGGAUAAAACAAUAGAUGUUGACGUGUUUGGAGGGUGUGGUAAAAAGUGUUCUUCUCCUUGGAAUGAUGACUCCUGUUUCAACGAUUUAAGUAAAGUAUAUAAAUUUUACUUGGCAUUUGAAAACUCUCUUUGUGAUGACUAUGUCACUGAAAAGGCAUACCGGUUCUAUCAGGAUGGUUUUGACCUUAUUCCAGUGUACCGAGGAGCUCCGAAUGUAAGAAACAUUUUACCAAAAGGUACAUAUAUCUCCACAUUAGAUUUUUCAACACCUAAAGAACUAGCUUUGUAUCUAAAACAUGUGGGAAGUGAUGAACGUUUGUACACUAGUUAUUUGAAAGCAAAAGAUCAGUUCUUCUCAAGCUCGUAUUCACAGCAGGAGAUGUUGCAAACUCUUCAUUGUUCUGUUUGUGAAAAACUAAAUAUAGGGUAUCAACGAGGCAUUAAAUUUAAUUUAACACACUGGAUACUUGAAAAGAAAUGCCACAUUCCCACAGAUAUUUGA
Mytilus trossulus (common blue mussel) is the source of this 1119-nucleotide messenger RNA. RefSeq names its product alpha-(1,3)-fucosyltransferase fut-5-like. Gene Ontology annotation, cellular component: membrane. The record is from RefSeq and is a predicted model, not a curated record. NCBI's taxonomy places the organism in Eukaryota, Metazoa, Mollusca, Bivalvia, Mytilida, Mytilidae. The transcript has a single exon. The coding region runs from base 1 to 1119 and encodes 372 amino acids. Gene Ontology annotation, molecular function: fucosyltransferase activity.